Molecule: messenger RNA, 786 nt
Organism: Colletotrichum lupini
Lineage: Eukaryota; Fungi; Ascomycota; Sordariomycetes; Glomerellales; Glomerellaceae
Exons: 2
Coding region: 1-786 (261 amino acids)
Source: RefSeq, a predicted model, not a curated record
AUGGUGACGCCGACCAACGGCAGAGUCAGGACCUACCACGUUGUGCCUCGCUUCGAUCUUGCGGCCGAAGGCGGCCAAUUGGGCUUUCGAGAGACACGGGCGAGCAUCCGUGAAGGUAGCUUCGACGCCUGGGUGAAGAUCCUCGGUUGUCUUGGUACGGAAAGCACUGGAGGCUCCGCCACAAUAGCAGAAUCUCGCGAUGCCGAGAAUACGGUGUCCUGUGAGGAGAUCGUCACGACAUAUUUUGACCCUGACGAUUCAUUCUUGGAGGCAAGUUUCGCCAUCGAACCUGUUCGACAUCACCUCGAAAGAUCUCGGGACUGGACUGCUACUUUGUACAUGGUCACCGGUAUCAAGGUGGCCAAAGGACUGGAGUACAACAGGUCGAACAACAUUCAAGGCCAAAUCGGCACCCAAGCCGCCAUUGAUGGUGCGCAUAACGUCGUUGCUGAGACUUCUAUCGCUGCGAAUUUCAGCGGUGCGAACGAUCACAGUCUCGAGUUUGCAGUUGCGAGUGACAUCGUUAUUGGUUUCAGAGUGAACAAGUUUCGCUGUGUCCGCCGCUUUGGUUUUGGAAAAAAAGACAGGAAGGUCAAAGACAACGGUCUUCUGACUGGGGCAAUGAUGGCGAACGACAACGACAAUGUUCCACAAGAACACAUAAAGGUGGAAGCACUGGCAAUCAGCGAGGAGAAUGAGGAUUCCACUAUCCUUACUACCGCAGGUGAUCAGGCCGAACGCUGCGUCGUUCCUGAUACUCUCAAGCAACUGGCUGGUCUUCUUUGA